Clonostachys byssicola is the source of this 1971-nucleotide messenger RNA. Lineage: Eukaryota; Fungi; Ascomycota; Sordariomycetes; Hypocreales; Bionectriaceae. The record is from the annotation of a GenBank genome assembly.
AUGUUGACACAUCGCUAUUUCAGGCUGGCCUCAGUCCUGGCUUGGGCCCUUUUCCCAUCACCCUUAUCGGCCUUGCCUUCUGGUGACACCAAGAAUGAUACUACCGUCCAUGACUAUGUUAUUAUUGGGUCUGGCGCAGGAGGAGGAACUUUGGCCGCAAGUCUUGCUCGAAAAGGGCACUCGGUCUUCCUAAUUGAAGCCGGAGGAGACCAUGGGACAGCUCCAAGUCAGCAAAUCCCAGCCUUGUGGCCUACGUCAGGGGAAGAUCCCGAAAUGUCCUGGAACUUCUAUAUUCGCCAUUACGCGAACGAGACACAAGGUCGUCGGGACAGCAAGUUUUCCUACCGUCUUGAAAAUGGCUCGAUUUACUAUGGACUUGACCCUCCGUCCAAUGCUACACCUCUCGGUACUCUUUAUCCUCGUGGAGCUACCUUAGGUGGAAGCAGUCAGACCAAUGCCAUGAACUUCAUCAAGCCACGCAAUGCCGAUUGGGACUACCUUGCGGAGCUCACAGGAGAUGAGUCCUGGGGAGCCUCGGCUAUGGAGGAAUAUUUCGAGCGCAUGGAAAGAGUUCAGUAUCUUCCCGAAGGUUCACCAAACCAUGGUUUCGACGGUAUCAUUUCGUCCAACCAGAAUAAUUUGACUUAUAUAACAGGCCGACCAGGGACUAGAGAUGUCAUGUCCAAUCUAGCACGCGAAAUAGAAGGCGUGGAAGUAGACACAGAAGGCUUAGGCGACCUGUUGCGACGCGAUGUCAACGGCGAAAAUACCUACACACCAGGUGUUUACCAGCUGGUUGUGAGCACUAACGGCAUGCGAAGACGAUCUGGCUCUAGGGACUUCAUCAUAGAUACGGCCAAUACCAAAGCCGAAAAUGGCUCGGCUGCUUAUCCUCUCACAAUCAGCACUCAUUCACUUGCGACCCGAAUUCUCUUUGAUGAGAAAAAGGAUGGUAUUCCCAACGCAAUCGGUGUCGAAUAUCUGGUUGGCGAAGGUCUUUAUGGCGCGGACAAGCGCUACAAUCCCGACCAGGCUGGGGUUCUACGACAAGUAUUUGCUUCGAAGGAGGUCAUUGUGGCUGGAGGCGCUUUCAACACGCCGCAAAUUCUGAAACUGAGUGGCAUUGGCCCUAGGGAAGAACUAGAGAAGUUCAACAUCCCCGUGGUUGUAGAUUUACCUGCAGUGGGCAAGUACCUCCAAGACCAUACUGAAGGUAUUCUAUUGGUUAACUCAUCGGUGCCCUGGGAGAACGACCCUAACGCACGAUGCACGAUGACCCUCGACGAAACGGACCCGUGCUAUACAGAGUGGCUUGAAAGUGGAAUCGGACCAUACGGUGAGGCCGCCGCUCCACUUGCCGUUCAAUACCGCUCCCAAGUGAGUGAGACAGAACAAGCAGACCAAUUCUGGUUUGGCUUUGCCGGUGUCGAGCUCCGAGGCUUUUACCCUGGCUACUCCAACCCAGUCCCCCAACCGUCCGUAUUCACAUGGGAUAUCGUCAAGCUACACCAACCUGGGGAUGGAGACCACGCGAAGGGCACCGUAACUCUUCGAUCCAAGGAUCCACGCGACGUUCCUGAGAUUGUAUUCGAUUGGCUUCAAGGAGACAUCGGCGAGCGUGAUCUGGAUUCUCUUGUGGAGGGCGCCGAAGUUGCCUAUCGUGCUUGGGAUGCGGCUCCCGCACCUUACAACCCGUUGACGAGACUCCAGCCUGCGGAGGGUGUUGACUUGCGCCAGAACCUCAAAGAUGAGGCUUUUGGGCAUCAUUGCAGUUCUACUUGCCGAAUGGGUCCAAAGGGGAACACCGAUUACUGCGUGGAUUCGGAGCUUCGCGUGAAUGGCGUCAAGAACUUGCGCAUUGUGGACGCUUCAGUCUUUCCCCACACUCCAGGCGCGUUUCCUGUUACCUCUGUUUAUAUGCUAGGCAUCAAGGCAGCAGACAUAAUUUCUGAGUCCACGAAGCAGCAGUGA